ACGAGCAGAACAUAAAGCUUACACAAAUCAUUUUGUCACCAGCAAGCUCUGACAAGCACAGCAACUGAGAGGGAGAGAGUCAUUAAAAGGUAGAGAGCUGUUGGUACAGACAGUGUAAAGUGGAGAGAGUUUUCUAACAGGACAAGAACAAGAAAGAGAGAGGUGUGAUGAGCUCCACAAUGAAGAAGCCACAAGUUGUAGAAGCUUAAAGGCAGAGACAGACAGACCGGCAGGCAGAGACAGAGAGAGGAAGAGAAGAGAAGGGAAGAGGAACGACAGCAAUACCAUCAUAAGCACACAGCAUGAGCCAAGAACAUCUGUAACUUCUGCUACUGCUGCCACUGCUGCUGUUUCAGACAGAGACACUCAUUCAGGUCUCUCUCAGGACUGGCUUCACUUGGAUCAUUUCUUCUUUUGAAAUCGUCAUACUCAUUACAGCAUCUCAGACCAGAUUCAGGAAGAAACAGAGAAAAAAGAAGACAGAAUCCAGCUCCUUUUUGUUCAGAAGAUUAGAAACAUAAAUGUAUGAAGGAGAGAAGCAACAUUUACCUUAGAGGACAAAGACAGAGUGCUGGAGGUGACCCUUCAAGCUGACAGGAGGUCCAAAGAAAAAAAGAUUCUGAAGUGAAGCCUUAACAACCACUGUCAGCAAAAGGUGCAUUCCUUCCUCCCAUAAUUUUGUGUUUUAUUUGACCUCAGCCACUCUCAGGGAGCUGUCCUGUGACCUCUUUGUAAUCCCUUGUCAUUGUGUCUGUUGCCCAGUGGUCUGGACAAGAAAGACUGCAUCUGUUAUUCAGCGGUUUUGACUGUACACAGAGACUGUGUGUGUUGGCAAGGGGUGAGACUGUGUUGAAAUAGUACUCUCGGGAGGGGGGACCGGGAAGCCCUCAGGUUGACGCAGCCUGUGGUGUGCUGGUGUGUGUGUAUGAGUGCGUGUGUUAUUUUAACGCGUUUUUUAAUGUGUUGAUGUGGGCGGCAGGUUUGUGAGACGGUCUCUGGGGAGCACCGUGUGAGUCAGGUUCUGUGAGGCAGUGUGUCUGUAAGUCUGUGCCUUCUCACAGGGGUUUGUGUUUGUGGUGGGGUAGAGGGCGUCAUCAGCUGUGAUACUCUCUUCCUGGUCAGCCCAGUCUCUGCAACCCUCCAGUCGUACAUUUGGCGGUUGCUACGGCAGCAGAAGCAGUAGCAGCAGCAGAGCCAAGCAAAGUAGUGGGGUAAAGAUACAAGGUGAGGCACUACAGAGAGACCACAAUCAGUCACACCCUGUGAGAGUGACUCUCAGCCCUCUACUGAUCCCUCGGCUGUGAGGGAACAGCGGUACAGCACAGCGGCGUACAGACAGGGUCCGUGCACCAUGAGAGCAGAGUGCUUGGUGCUGGCUGCACUGUGGGUGCUGGGCACAGUGUGCCACGUAGGAGGCCUGUCCACCUGCAAGACACUGGACCUGGAGCUAGUGAAGAGGAAGCGCAUUGAAGCCAUACGGGGCCAAAUCCUCAGCAAGCUGCGGCUGCCCAAGGAGCCGGAGCCAGACCAAAGCGGGGAGGGAGAGGAGAUCCCAGCUGCCUUGCUGUCCGUGUAUAAUAGCACAGUAGAGCUGACCGAGGAGCAAGCUCAACACCCGCAAGUCCCAUCCUCACCGGAGCAGGAGGAGGAGGAGUACUUUGCUAAAGCGGUGCACAAGUUCACAAUGGGCACAAACAGCACUAAAGAACAGAUGCUGUUCAACGUGAGUGAGAUAGCGGCCAGCGUGGGGAGCCCCGACCAGGUGUCCCGUGCUGAGCUGCGCCUGCUCAUUAAGACCACCAACAUACCCCCUGAGAAGGACCAGAGGUUGGAGCUCUACGAGGGCCUCGGCGACAGUGCCCGUUACCUGGGAUCCCAUUACAUUUCCAAAGCAUUGAUUGACCACUGGUUGUCCUUUGACGUCAUAAAGACCCUGAAGAAAUGGAUAGAGAAAGGCGAAACUCUGCAGUGGUUCCAGCUGAAGUUGUAUUGUGGCUGUGGGGAGGCUAUGCCACAGUUCCAGUUCACAAUCUCAGGACUAAACAUGCAGAGGGGAGACACUGGGGGUCUCUCUCAGAAGAUGCAGAAACCUCAUAUUCUGGUGAUGUCGACUCCUUUGGACCACGCCAGCAAGCUCACCUCACGCAGGAGACGGGCCACUACUGGCGAAGAGUUCUGCACUGAGGCGUCUGAAACCUGCUGUGUGCGGAAGCUGUACAUCGAUUUUCGGAAAGACCUGGGCUGGAAGUGGAUUCACAAGCCUAAAGGCUACCAUGCCAACUACUGCAUGGGCUCCUGCACCUACAUCUGGAAUGCUGAAAAUAAGUACUCCCAGAUCUUGGCUCUGUAUAAGCACCACAACCCUGGAGCAUCUGCCCAGCCCUGCUGUGUACCCCAAGUCCUGGAACCUCUUCCCAUACUCUACUAUGUGGGGAGACAACACAAGGUGGAGCAGCUAUCUAAUAUGAGUGUGAAGUCCUGCAAGUGCAGCUAAAGCCAAGGCUCUCUCUGAGUCUCUCUAUCCUUGCUGGACACCUCCAGAGAAAAAAAGGGAGAGGGGUUCACAUGUCAGAGAGCAUGGAGAAGUGUGACAAGAGUGAGGGAUGGAUUGCACAGAGAGGAAAGAGCUGAGAAAAAACAGACGGAUGAAUGGUGGAUGAGGACACUGUCCAAAAACAAGGGAUUAAAAGAGGUCAUAAUGUCCCAGGAUUUCUGCGCUUUCCAUUUCACGUCUAUCAGGACCAUCCUUGAUGGAAAAGUACAAAAUAAAGGACUUCUAUAUAAAUGUUAUUAAUAUUUGUUUUUAUCUCAUACUAUCAGAUGUUUUCCAUAGAUUAAAUUAAUUUAUUUGUUUUAUAGAAUAUAAUCGAUUGUGUUGAUUUGUUGUGGUGUAAAACAAUAGGCAGAGCAUAGAGCAAGGGAGGAAGAGGCUGUUCUGUUUUUUUUUGUUUCAGGAAGAGACUGAAGAUAUCUCUUGGUGCUCAGUUUUAGAUUAUUGUUGUUAUUAAGCGGCAGGAAAACACUGGACCAUCUGAGUUGGUGCGAAGCUGGGUUAAGUUACACUGAACUUCCCACACUGAGACCAGAGCUUUGUGCUCACAGGUAUGGGAACUCGAGUCCACCCAGCAGCCCAGAGAUGAGCGAACCCAAACAACAGGAAGAGAGAACAAAAGGCACGACUGGGAGCACAGCAGGGCGCUGCUCAGACCAGCACACAGGAGACAUGAACACGGCAGCACAUCUUGUCACCCUGUCCUCGCGGGCCUAGCCGGAGGACCCGCCUGAGAUGCAUGAAGGAGCAGCUUAGUCCUGUUCUGAAGCCAGACAUUCAUGAAGGGAACAUAAAAUGUUGUGUGGCACAGAGGAGCAGCAGCUACACAUUCAGCAUUGACUGAAGAAUGACAGGGUCCCACUUUGUGACCUAACGCAGACCUGUUCACCAGUGACAUGGAUGUGAGCGCACUCAACAUAGAGUUAAGGUGGGGUGGGUCUGGUCAGUGCUCCUUUUGCUUCCUCUCCCUCUGUGAUGGACUUAAAUCAUAUUUACAUUCACCAAGAGAGUCUUCUUUACCCCCAUACGGUAAGAGAGGGAGGGGCAGCCACCAGGGAGUGUUACUCAACCCUGUCAACACACACAGGGCGGGGAAGGAGGGGAAAGGGUCUACCUGCCACACCUAACCCUGCCCUGAUGCAGCUUGACCAGGUGUGCAUAGCUCUGUGUGGGGCAUACCUAAUCAUAGGAACUGUAUGGAAGGAUUCAAUUGUCUUUCAUGCUGUUUUUAAUGGAACUGUCCACUCAUGAUGUGACUGCCUGUGUGCACAUUCUAACAGUGGCCCUGUUGCUGGGUUUGAUCCUAAUAUUCAUCAUAUUUGUCCCUGCUUUGGCCAUUUGUUUCAUACUUUAUAUUACACUGCAUGUUUCAUGUGUUACUGAGACUGUUCUUCAGUUGCCCUUGAUGUGUGACACCAUCUGUAAUGUUGAGGGUGUUAAGAAUAUUAGGGAUACUGCUGAUAGCGGUAGAUUCUUUUUUCCCGAUUAUCACAGAAUGAAGGCUGGAGGAGAGUGGUAAUAUGGGGCGGUGCAAUAGAGAAUGAGUGCACAUCGUGCUGCUGUUUACAUUCUGGCACCACACUCAUCGGCUAGACAUUUAUUGCGUUGUUUUCCACCGAAUUUACCAACCCAUCACCAGUUCAGUAUCCGUUCCAGGUGAAACAAAUAUCCAUUGCUGCCAUUUAAUUUUCAUUGCAGAGUGUAUCCACACCACAGUAUAAUAAAAGCCAUUUGAACUGGUUCUGAGUGCUUUUACAAUGACAUUAUCACACAACGCACCAUUCCCAAAUGCUUGUUUUUUGCAGCAGUAGGAUAAGCUGUGGCUUUAACUUGUUAUGA
Molecule: messenger RNA, 4390 nt
Organism: Megalops cyprinoides (Indo-Pacific tarpon)
Lineage: Eukaryota; Metazoa; Chordata; Actinopteri; Elopiformes; Megalopidae
Product: transforming growth factor beta-1 proprotein-like
Exons: 8
Coding region: 1352-2494 (380 amino acids)
Biological process (GO): transforming growth factor beta receptor signaling pathway; SMAD protein signal transduction; regulation of cell population proliferation
Cellular component (GO): extracellular region
Molecular function (GO): cytokine activity; growth factor activity; type II transforming growth factor beta receptor binding
Source: RefSeq, a predicted model, not a curated record